GGAAAGCAUCUAUACCACUCCUCUCUCCGCCACCCUUUUUGCUCGCGCUCGCGGCGGCGGCUGCUCGUGUCGUCUUCCCCGCCUUGCCCGCGAGUUUGUCCCGGACGCCUCGGCGCCCGGGCCGCCGGCGAGUCCUCUGCUCGGCUGGACUGGCGAUUUGGUGCGUCUUCCGUUGGUAAGGAACCACCCUCUGUAAUGUAACAGACCCCUCCCUCAAGGCUCAAAACCCUGUCCCCUUCCUAGCCGCCGCACCCCGCACCCGCACGCCCGCCUAGUCGCCUCCCCUCUCCUUCGGUAACCACUGAGCCACCUCCCUUCCAUCGGUAUCCCAAGUCCCAAAUCCUAAUCCUAGCGGCAACCCUAGCGGCGGCGGUCUCCCAGCUCCUGAGCGGCGGGCUCGUCGCCCCUGCCGGCCGUCGCCUUGAGCCCCCAGCUGCUAGCGGUCGUCGCCUCCAGUUGCCAGCGGCCAGCGCCCGACCGCUCGGCGCUCGUCGCUUGCGCCCCCGCGCGCAGGCCGCGUCGCGCUCGCGGCUCGAGCACGCGCAAGGGCCAGACUUCGGUCGCCUGCCGCGCGCGCCGAGCAAGCGCAGCCGCGCAGGGCCGCAGGGGGCAGGGUUGCCGUGCUGCACAGGGCUGCCGCGCACGUGCACUCGCACACAAAGCAGAGCAAGAAGCCAGCCUGAGAAGUGAACCAAGGUCUCCUGUUCAUUUCGUCACUAAAAAUCUUUGGGUUUGAGAUGGCAUCACCUGGCCAAAUGACGGCAAGCAAUCUGUUACACACCAAAGGCUUUCCUGGAAAUAUGGGAAAACAAUAUGGUUUAAUUGGUGCUCGAAGUCUUGGGUCAAGAAGUCUGCGAAUGAGUCAACGCUGCUUUCAUCAGCAGCAUCUUUGUUGGCCACGUGCACAAAGAGUUAUGGUUCGUAAUAUCAGAAUGUCAUCAUCUCCUGGCACUGUGGUAUCCGAGGGGUUUGACAGUCCAUUAGUUGAGAAAUCUGAUUCUGCAUUGAAUGGUGGAAUUAUUCACUUGUACCGUAUACCAUUUCUUCAAGAAAGUGAAACCAUGGAGCUGCUUAAGAAAGUGAAGGCCAAGGUUUCUGCUAAUAUUGCCGAUAUAAUGACUGAGCAGUGCUUCAACAUUCAGUUGGACAAUCCACUUACUCCUGAGAAGCUUUCCACGCUUCACUGGCUCUUAGCAGAAACUUAUGAACCUGAGAAGUUGCAAACUAGGAGCUUUCUGGAGGAGGAAGUGUCUAGAAUUUCAAGUGCUGUCAUUGUUGAGGUUGGUCCCCGGAUGACAUUUUCGACUGCAUUCUCAUCCAAUGCUGUCUCUAUCUGUAAAUCUAUCUCAUUAGUAGAAGUGGCUCGACUGGAGAGAUCAAGAAGAUAUCUUUUGCGCCUUGAGCCUGGUAGUGACCCGCUUGAUGAAAGUCAGCUCAAAGAAUUCUCUGCGUUGGUUCAUGAUAGAAUGACAGAGUGUGUCUAUCCCAACAAGCUCACAUCAUUUCAGUCAGAUGUAGUUCCUGAACCUGUCCGUGUUGUUCCAGUCAUUGAAAGGGGAAAAGAAGCAUUGGAAGAAAUAAAUGUGAAGAUGGGGCUUGCUUUUGAUAAACAAGAUAUUGACUACUAUACACACCUCUUCAGAGACGAUAUCAAACGCAACCCAACUACUGUGGAACUUUUUGAUAUUGCACAAUCCAAUAGUGAACACAGCAGACAUUGGUUUUUUAAUGGAAAGCUUUUAAUAGAUGGAGAAACCAUGCCAAACACUUUGUUCCAGUUAGUGAAGAGACCCUUGAAGGCCAACCCCAAUAACUCUGUCAUUGGAUUCAAGGAUAAUUCGAGUGCAAUAAAAGGAUUCCCAGUAAAUCAGCUGCGUCCAACAAUUCCGGGUUCCACUUCACCAUUAUCCAUCAUGAUGCGUGAGCUUGAUAUUUUAUUCACAGCAGAGACCCAUAAUUUUCCAUGUGCUGUUGCACCAUACCCUGGAGCCGAGACAGGUGCAGGUGGCCGUAUAAGAGACACACAUGCCACUGGGAAGGGUUCAUUUGUUGUUGCUUCCACUGCUGGUUACUGUGUUGGUAAUCUUCGAAUUGAAAGUUCAUACGCACCCUGGGAGGACCCUUCAUUUUCUUACCCAGUGAACCUAGCAUCUCCAUUGCAAAUUCUUGUUGAUGCUAGUGAUGGGGCGUCUGACUAUGGGAACAAGUUUGGUGAGCCUCUAAUUCAGGGAUAUACCAGAACAUUUGGGAUGAGGUUGCUAAAUGGCGAGCGGCGUGAGUGGUUGAAGCCGAUAAUGUUCAGUGGAGCUAUUGGGCAAAUUGACCAUGCACACAUAUCAAAGGGUGAUCCAGAAAUUGGCAUGCUAGUUGUGAAGAUUGGUGGUCCAGCAUACAGAAUUGGUAUGGGCGGUGGUGCUGCCUCAAGUAUGGUUAGUGGCCAGAACGAUGCAGAGCUUGAUUUCAAUGCAGUUCAGCGUGGAGAUGCUGAGAUGGCACAGAAAUUGUAUCGUGUGGUCAGGGCAUGUGCAGAAAUGGGAGAGAAUAACCCCAUCGUCAGCAUUCAUGAUCAGGGUGCAGGAGGAAAUUGUAAUGUUGUGAAGGAAAUAAUAUAUCCUAAGGGUGCUGAAAUUGAUAUCCGCUCAGUUGUCGUUGGUGAUCAUACAUUGUCGGUCUUGGAGAUAUGGGGUGCUGAGUACCAGGAGCAGGAUGCACUACUUGUGAAACCUGAGAGCAGAAGCCUUCUGGAGUCGCUUUGUCAGAGGGAAAGGGUUUCAAUGGCUGUCAUUGGGAAAAUUGAUGGCUGUGGAAAAAUUGUGUUGAUUGAUAGCGCUGCUGUGGAGCAUGCCAAGUUGAAUGGCCUUCCUCCUCCAAACCCUGUUGAAGAACUUGAGCUUGAAAAAGUUCUAGGAGAUAUGCCUCAGAAGACCUUCGAGUUCAAGCGUGUUUCUCAAGUCACAGAGCCUUUAGAAAUUGCACCAGAGGUAACACUGCUGGAUACUCUGAAGCGAGUAUUAAGGCUCCCAUCCGUCUGUUCAAAGCGUUUCUUAACCACAAAAGUUGAUAGGUGUGUGACAGGUCUUGUUGCACAACAGCAGACAGUUGGGCCUCUUCAAAUCCCGCUUGCUGAUGUGGCUGUGAUUGCACAGACAUACACGGACCUCACAGGUGGUGCUUGCAGCAUUGGAGAACAGCCAAUAAAGGGUUUGCUUAAUCCUAAGGCCAUGGCUAGACUUGCUGUUGGGGAGGCCUUGACUAAUCUUGUUUGGGCAAAGGUUACAUCGCUUGCUGAUGUCAAAGCAAGCGGGAACUGGAUGUAUGCUGCAAAGCUUGACGGUGAAGGUGCAGAUAUGUAUGAUGCAGCUGUUGCAUUGGCUGACUGCAUGAUUGAACUUGGUAUUGCAAUAGAUGGGGGAAAGGACAGUCUUUCCAUGGCAGCUCAAUGUGAUGGUGAGGUCAUCAAAGCUCCUGGAAAUCUGGUUAUUAGUACUUAUGUCACAUGUCCUGAUAUAACAUUGACAGUAACCCCUGAUUUGAAGCUUGGUAAUGAUGGAAUUCUUCUGCAUAUUGACCUCGCUAAAGGUAAUCGCCGUCUUGGUGGUUCUGCUCUUGCACAAGCAUUUGAUCAAAUUGGAAAUGACUGCCCAGACAUUGAUGAUGUGCCGUACUUGAAGAAAGUAUUUGAGGCCAUUCAGGAACUGAUUACUCAACGGCUUAUUUCAGCAGGCCAUGACAUAAGUGAUGGUGGCCUUAUUGUGAGUGUCCUUGAGAUGGCAUUUGCUGGUAAUUGUGGUUUAAAGCUGGAUAUAGACUUGGAAGAUAGGAGCCUUCUUGAAGGACUUUUUGCAGAGGAGCUUGGUCUCGUUAUUGAAGUGAAAUCACAAUAUCUCAAUGUCGUGAAGCAAAAGCUUGAAGCAGCAGGCGUUUCCGCUAAUGUAAUUGGAGAGGUUACUAGCUCGCCGGAUAUAGAAGUUUUUGUUGAUGGCAAUCUGCAUCUCAAGGAAAAAACUUCAGAUCUCAGGGAUCUCUGGGAGGAAACGAGCUUCCAGCUUGAGGAGUCACAACGCCUGAAAUCUUGUGUCAAACUUGAGAAAGAAGGGCUAAAAAGCAGAACGUCACCAUCAUGGUCUCUGUCCUUCACUUCCAAAUUCACAGAUGAGAAUCUUUUGAUUGCAUCCUUGAAACCAAAGGUCGCUAUCAUUCGUGAAGAAGGGAGCAAUGGUGACAGGGAAAUGGCUGCUGCAUUUCAUGCUGCUGGAUUUGAACCAUGGGAUAUCACAAUGUCAGACCUCUUGGCUGGGAAGUCCUCUCUAACGGAUUUCCGUGGAAUUGCAUUUGUUGGUGGUUUCAGCUAUGCAGAUGUGCUGGACUCAGCAAAAGGCUGGGCUGCAUCAAUCAGAUUUAACCAACCCCUCAUUCAGCAAUUCCAGGAUUUCUACCAUAGGCCAGACACUUUCAGCCUUGGAGUAUGCAAUGGUUGCCAACUUAUGGCUCUUCUUGGCUGGGUGCCAGGAUCAGAUAUUGGAGGUUCUCUUGGCUUAGGUGGAGAAAUGUCCCAGCCAAGGUUUAUUCACAACAAAUCUGGUCGUUUUGAAUGUCGGUUUACCAGUGUGUCCAUUGGGAAUUCUCCUGCAAUCAUGUUCAAAGGGAUGGAAGGUUCUACCUUGGGUGUUUGGAGUGCUCAUGGUGAGGGAAGAGCUUUCUUCCCAGAUGAAGAUGUUCUAGCUACUGUUGUGAAGUCUAAUCUGGCUCCUGUGCGAUAUUGCGAUGAUGCUAACAAUAUAACUGAGACCUAUCCCUUCAAUCCCAAUGGUUCUCCACUAGGCAUUGCAGCCCUUUGCUCCCCUGAUGGAAGGCACCUUGCCAUGAUGCCACACCCAGAGCGUUGCUUCAUGAUGUGGCAAUAUCCAUGGUAUCCAAAGGAAUGGCAGGUUGAGAAGAGUGGCCCCAGCCCUUGGCUGCGGAUGUUCCAGAAUGCUCGAGAAUGGUGCUCGUAGUGCAGGACUACAAGCUUGCUUCCUUGCAUUGAACCUCGGAUUUUUGCUUUUUUGGUGCAGCUUGUCACAUUACGCUUACAAGUUGGGCAAGGAUUUCGGAGUGCAGACGUUCAGGCCCAGCUGCAGGAAUUUUGCGUGGAUUCUGGGCUACUGGCUGUGGAUGGUAUGGCUGUCUCAUGCCAUUUGGGACCUCCUUUGGCGAAAUAAUUGUAUUUGGCUGACCAAUAAUCAAAUGUUGAAAAGCUCAAUUUUGAAAUGUUGAAGAAUGUAUGACUGCCUGGUCGGUCAGGGCCAACUUAACCAUGUACUGCUGGUGGUCGCUAAUGAUUACAGUAAUUGUAAUAAGUGGAUUAAGAAGGCAUCAUGCCAUCUGCCUUUUUUUUGCGCGGUAGUUUAUCGAGCAUACUUGUUGCCUU
Molecule: messenger RNA, 5410 nt
Organism: Panicum virgatum (switchgrass)
Lineage: Eukaryota; Viridiplantae; Streptophyta; Magnoliopsida; Poales; Poaceae
Product: probable phosphoribosylformylglycinamidine synthase, chloroplastic/mitochondrial
Exons: 4
Coding region: 738-4994 (1418 amino acids)
Biological process (GO): 'de novo' IMP biosynthetic process
Molecular function (GO): phosphoribosylformylglycinamidine synthase activity
Source: RefSeq, a predicted model, not a curated record